CUCUCUCUCCGACAGAAAAACCCUGCAAAUAGAUUCUGUCUCUCUCUCUCUCAAAAUGGAAGGGUUCGAGUCAGCAGAAAUGGAGGAUGCAAUUCCCGAGUUUACACUAAAGGAGAUUAUUGCCAUGGAGAGAUUAUUCAAGGAUGUGGGAGAAAAAUCUCUGAGCCAAGAAUUUUGUCAAGAGCUUGUGGACAGUUUUAGUCGAUCAAAGCAUCGAACUGGAAAACCUGCUAUACAAUGGGAACAGGUGCAAAGUUGGUUCCAAGAUAAACAGAAACAAAUUGCUGCUAAAGUCUUUACCUCUCCUGUUGCCAUUAAAGAAUUUAAUCAGCCUUCAGAUUGGGCCUUAAGAAUCAAUGUACCUGAAAGACUUAGAAAGACUAAAGCGGAGAGGGUUGCAGGUCUUUCAGAAUUGGCAUUUGAAGCUAAAUCAUUUAAGGAUUUUGCUUGGUACGACGUUGCUGCAUUCCUCAACUACAGAGUUAUUCAUACGGGCGAACUUGAAGUUCGUGUACGAUUUUCUGGAUUUAGUUAUGAUCAAGAUGAAUGGGUCAAUGUGAAAAGGGGAGUCCGUGAGCGUUCUAUUCCUUUAGAACCAUCAGAGUGCCAUCGCGUCAAGGUUGGAGAUCCUGUGCUGUGCUUCAGGGAAACUGAUGUUCGUGCCAUAUACUGUGAUGCAUACAUUGUUGAAAUCCAAAGGAGCACACAUGAAACACCGGACUGCCCAUGCAAAUUUGUGGUUCGUUAUACCUAUGAUAACGCUGAGGCUAAAGUUCCGUUGUCAAGUUUAUGUUGCAGGCCAGCAUGAUGGUGAUUUCCAGUCCUCUUGAAAUUCAGAAGUGCUAAUGAGAUGAGAAGCUAAAAUGAACUUAAUUUUCAUGCUCUAUUUUAAAUAAUGUGACUUGAGCCUUACAAGGAAAAUAUUGCAUGUUGAUCAUCGGGAAAUGUGAUUCUUCGAAGGGUAUUCAUCUUUGUAGAAUUCUCACCCGGGUUAGUCGAUUUGUUCGUAAGAUGGCCCGAACACCUGAGUUAUCAAAGAAAACCGAGUGUUUAUUCACUUAACCUUUUUAGUCUGUUUAAUGAAAGCCAUCCUGAUUAGUGGAGGAAUCACUCAAA
This is a messenger RNA of Rhododendron vialii, 1116 nucleotides long. Its product is annotated as protein SAWADEE HOMEODOMAIN HOMOLOG 1. Lineage: Eukaryota; Viridiplantae; Streptophyta; Magnoliopsida; Ericales; Ericaceae. Gene Ontology annotation, molecular function: chromatin binding. The transcript is spliced from 10 exons. Bases 56 to 808 code for a protein of 250 amino acids. The record is from RefSeq and is a predicted model, not a curated record.